ACGCAAAUCUUGCACAUUGUGAUGUUCUGUAGAUCAUCAUUAUGUUCUUCAAGUGGUGAAAUAUGUGAAAUAUUUUAUACUGUGUCGUGCCACGGAGAUCUUCUCUCCACACAACCAUUGUUUGUUUUGUGUGCUUGCGAAGGACAAAAAGAACGGCCUGUAGGUUUUUUGCUGGUGCGCGCUACAACAACACCACCUUGAGAACAUGGGCAUGUGUUGACAUUUCAGUGAAUGUCACAUUGAACUAUUUUUGAUCGAACUUACAGACAUUGACGUUAAAUCGGGAGAACAAUCAUGCGUCAUAUGAGUGUGAAAUUGUCUUUUUAGGUUGGAUCUCUGUUUUUAAGUACGCAAUGGAUAGGCCUUGCAGCCAAGAGGGCUUCAACCGCAGAAAUGCCCCUAAAAGUGGAGCAAGCAGAACGUCUAUCAGCGUUAAACUACCAACAGCAGGCGAAGAUGGCCGAAAAUCGGCUGAAAGUGAACAUUUAAGCACAGCAGCUCCAAAAGAGUCACUACCUCUGGGUCUAGGUGGUCUGCCUGGAAAUAUUGUAAUAAAUGAACCAUUCCCAUCUCCAACCAGUGGGUUGAACUUUCCACAACAUUUUCCUGCUACAGACUAUACACACCGUUAUUCAUCCUCAGACUUCCCCAACCAGCCACGCAGGUCCUCUAUCCAGGAAAGAAAGUUAUUAGAGCAGACUGCAGCAAGCAUCAUUGAGAGAGCCUGGAUAUCUUACCGUGACCGUCACAUGUUUAGACUCCUUAAACAUGCUGUGUGUGCAGCUGAAAACUCUCUGACCAGUGAAAUAUUAAGAAAGGUUUCCCCAAAAGAGGCCUCUCUCUUGACAGACAAAAGUUUACAAAUCCGUGUAAGAUUUAGAUUUGGAGGUUGUGAAUUCCCCCCCAUGAUUUUCUUCAAGAUCUUCAUGCACACAAAUGGUACUGGCGUCAAGUACAUCAGUGGCAAGAGAGUGAUAAAACCAGACACUGAGGCAGCAGAGGAUUCCCUGAAGCAGAUGGGAAACCGGUUGUUCUAUGACCAGAUACUACAGGACAAUAUCUACCAGAAGCAGUUCAGGGUCACAGAUGAGGUGGAUGUCACAACCCUGAAGGAUUACAUGCAGUAUUUGGCCAACCUUGAUGAAACACCAGCUUAUAAGGGUGGCAAAGAGAAUUAUUGGCGUAAAUUAACUCUUGAUGAUGUUCCUCGUCACACCAUGUUCUAUGACAUAGUGGACUACCUGUACAGUCACAGGAUCUCAGAUAGACUCCGUGCGGAAGUUCCCUUGCUGAUGGUCAGACCCAUCAAUCAGGGCAUACAACGACAACACAUCAAGAUCGUCUCCCAGUUCAGGCCCCUCCCCACAGUCUACACAGCCCCUGUGUCCACUCACAUAGGCUCACACCCCAUCCAGUACACAGGCACAGAGAGACGCUCUCGACAGGCCCGGCUACGUGCCAAGAAGAUGAGGAAGGCAUUUGGCAUUUCAGAGAGAGGUGACCCAGAAUAUGGAGGUGAUGAGGGUCUGGAGGGAAUGGGGGUAGUAGGGGCUCUGGAAGGGGGAGAUGACGACUGGGAAGAUGAAGCCAACAAGCUAUAUGAGUGGACACAAGAACUGUCGUUUGAAGACAUUGCCAAAACGCCACGAGUAGUAACGUAACGCAACGCACACAAACCUUUACUACAAGUCGCAAUGCAAAGAGGAAUAGCUCGCCCCAUGUACCUCUUCUAAUUUUAGUAGCUGUAUUUCAGUUUGUGAAGCUAUAUGCUGUAGAGUUACCAGCAUCAGUAUAAAAUAAAUUCAGUGCCAGUUUGUUAUGAUCCACUGAUAACCAGGUUGUGAUCCAGUAUUGUUUCAUAAGAGUUUUACUCUCUAAUGAAUUUCAACAAAAAAGGUCUCAAAGAAGUAAGCAGGUUUUAGUGAUUGCUGUUUGAUUUUGAUGCAUCUUAAUAAUACAACCCUAUAUUUUGUAUUCAGAUACUUGUAUCCAUGUUUGUACAUAUCAAUAUUAUAUAUUUUCAAAUGCUGGCUUAGGUUACUACUAACAGGUAAGCCUAGUGUAUAAAAUUGCCAAUAUAUGUAAAUGCCAUAAGAUAUCUGCAUCUGCGUCUUCACUUAAAAUGGUGAGGAAAGAUUUAGAUGCAAGUUUGAUUUGAUCAUUAAUAUCUUAAGGUGAUGAGUGAGUGAGUGAGUGCUUUGGCUUUAACGUCGUACUUAACAAUUUUUCAGUCUUUUAAUGACGAAGGAGCCCUUAAAGUGCGUGCAUAUGUAAUGUGCCUCCCUGUUACGGGACGGAUUUCUGCCGCCCUUUUAUCUAGUGCCGCUUCACUGAGACCACUUACUGAAGGCAAGCAAGCCGCCCAGCUCGAGCCAUUAUACUGAUAUGGGUCAACCAGUCGUUGCACUAUGCCCUGAAUGCUGAACACCAAGCGAGGAAGCUACAACUACCUCUAUAAGGUCUUUGAUGUGAACCAACCCAGAAUUGACCCUGGAUCUACUGCCUCCGAAGUGGACGCUCUACCAACUGGGGCCGGUUUAAGUUGAUGGCAAUCUGCUGGCUUUAUUCUAAAACCAUUUUGACCAUGUUAACAAUGAUCUUUCUUAUUCAAGGGAAGAUGCAAGAUUUAACAACUUCAUGGAGUUGUGGGUUCAAUCCUAACCUUGGACAGAGAAUUUCUAGAUUAAAUUUCCUGACAUUGUUCAUGUUCUUUGGUGACAGCGACUGUCAACACUGUCAGUCAGACCAUGUGCACAGCCUUGGGUUUGAUGAAGACCGGAAGCAGAGUUGAGUUCAAACUCUUUUGAUGCAGAAGGUCAAAACGGUUCUUCUGUAUCUUGUGACUUGUUUAAGAUGUUAAGCAAUCUUUGUUGACUUUAAUUUACUGCUCACCUAUCUCACAGCAUUCCCAAAGCAUGAUUGGUGUCUUUUUCCUUCAGGAACUUCUGAAGUUCACAAACAUUCAACUCCUCAAUUUGGCACAAAUCACCUUUUGUCACACCCUUUUCAGAUGCCCAUGCUACAGUAUAUGUGAUCAAAAAUAGUUGCCUAACAUUGUUGACAGGUCACAUGGUGCAGUAGCACAUCUUUUUUUUUUACCUUUAGCUAUUAAAAAUUUCGAACUCAGCACUCCAGCAUUGUCUUCCAUAAUUUUGAUUAUAGUUUACCUGGACCAUCAUCUUCUCUCUAACCAUAAUACUGAUCGCUAGAAUGCAAAUUAAUAAUGUAAAAUCAUCCUAUAAAGACAAAGGAACAUAAAUUCUUCACUCUUUUGUCUUAUGGAACAAUGGUUAAGAAUCAUUAAAAGAAAUUCCUGAAGCUGGUUCACCAAAAGAGAGUAAAGGACUGUUGCUUCGGAAGGUCAGGCUGCGCAAAAAAACAUCCUCCAUGUAUAAUUUUUCCUGUAACAUUGCUACCAGAGAGAGACAUCUGGCUUUUGGUUUCGAAACUUCUUGGCCCUGGAUCCAGAUAACCAAAAUUUAAUGCAUCUGUAGACCUACUUUGUCCAUCUGUUGGCCUACUUUGUCCAUCUGUAGGCCUACUUUGUCAAUUUGUAGGGCUACUUUGCUCAUCUGUAGAGCUACUUUGUCCAUCUGCCAUGUUUGUAGGCCACUUUGUCCAUCUGUAGGCCUACUUUAUUCAUCUGUGGACCUACUUUGUCCAUCUGUAGGGCUGUUUGGUCCAUCUGCCAUGUCAGUAGGGCUAUGUUUUCCAUCUAUGGGCCUCUUUGUCCAUCUGUAGACCUACUUUGUCUAUUUUCAGCCAUUAACAAAGAUGGAUAAAGUAGGCCUACUUUGUCAAUAGCUGAGAUUGUCA
This is a messenger RNA of Liolophura sinensis, 3816 nucleotides long. RefSeq lists its product as uncharacterized. Lineage: Eukaryota; Metazoa; Mollusca; Polyplacophora; Chitonida; Chitonidae. The record is from RefSeq and is a predicted model, not a curated record. The transcript is spliced from 9 exons. The coding region runs from base 354 to 1661 and encodes 435 amino acids.